GUAGCCAAUGAGAUACCGGGCAAGCGGAAACGAAAGGAGGUGGCGGUGGGUAGCGGCGAGGAGCCGCGGACGGCAAAGCGUGCCAAGAGAGGCAGCAACGAUUCUACUCGGGCGAGUGGAGGCAGCAGCGCAAGCGGCAGGACCAGCAGGGUGGGCGGAGGAGGAGACAAGGGCAAGGACGACGGUCAAAUGAUGCGAGUGGGGUCUGGGCCGGCUCUGCCGGCGCAUACAACGCGGCUGGUGCGGCGGGCAGGGGUCAAGUACACGGUGCUUGAGGCGCAGGUCCUGGAGAUCAAGGAGAAGCACCCGGAGAUCCUGCUCUGCGUCCAGGUUGGGUACAAGUUCCGGAUGUUUGGUGAAGACGCUGUUGCGGCGGCAAGGAUUCUCUCGAUUGUGUGCUAUCCGAAGAACAACUUUGCCAACGCCGCGUUUCCGCUCACCUCGCUCGCGGUCCACGUCCCGCGGCUGGUCCGCGCUGGGCACAAGGUCGGUAUUGUGCGGCAGACCGAGACGGCUGCGGUGAAAAAGGCGACGGCGUCCAAGGGCUUGAUGACGCGGUCGCUUGCCGAGGUCUUCACCAUCUCGACACUCAUUGAUGAGGCGUUUGCGGCGCAGGUGAGCUCGACGACCGAGCACGCGUCGACACCACAGGCGCGGUUUGUACCUGGCGGCGGACGGUUCCGCAAGUCGAGUGCAGGCGAGCGUAGCGGAGCAGCUGUGAGCGACUCGGGCGGGCCAGACGCGUGGCGCCCGACAUAUCUUGUGUCGGUGUGGGAGGAGAGCGGCGAGGCCGGGCGCGAGCCGGCGAUCGCGCUUGCUGUUGUCCAGCCGUCAACGGGCGAGGUGCUGCACGAGUCGUUUGCACCCGAUCCGCUGCGAACGCACCUCGAUGCAAUGCUCAAGCGACUUCAGCCGUCCGAGUAUUUGCUCCCGCCGGCGGGCACGCUCUCCAAGCAGACCGAACGGAUCAUUUCGUCACACGUCGACGCCAAACGCAACACACUGACGGGCGUGCGGACCGAGCGGCUUGCGAUGAGCGCGUUCGAGGCGGCAACAGCGCGCAAGGCGCUUGUGGAGCUGGGCUCGUCGGUGCUGGCGGUGGCGGACGAGAGCGAGGCGCUGGUGCGGGCGUUUGGAGCGAUGGCGGACUGGCUGGGCCAGUUCAAGCUUGCGCAGGUCCUUGGGCCGCGGGCACAGCCUGCGCGUGUCUUGCAUGCGACGCGGAUGCGGCUGUCGGCAUCGGCACUGGCGAAUCUAGACAUGGUGAGCGUGAGCUCCCCACUGGGGCUCACCGGUGCAGGAGCGUUCUCAUCAGCCAAGCGGCGGUCGGACUACGGGUCGCUGUUCUGGGUUCUCGACCGGACGCAGAGCGCACCGGGGCGGCGGCGGCUGCACUCGUGGAUGCUGGCGCCGCUGGUGGAUGCGAAGGCGAUCCAAGAGCGACAGGCCGCUGUGGCGUAUCUGGCGUUUGAGUCGAGCGGGGCGGAGCAGCUUGUCAAGCUGCUGACGGCGCUGCGGACACUGCCGGACUUGGAGCGUGCAGUCGGAGCGCUUGUGUUUGGGAGGCUGUCGCCGGCGCAGUUUGUCAAGGUAGCAGAGGGCAUGCUAGUGCUGAUGGACGCGCUGCCUGCAGCGUCGGCGCUGGCUGGCGCGCCGCUGCUGGCCAAGCUCACAUCGUCGCUCCCGGAGCUCGCGCCAGUGCUCCGGGCCAAGCUCGGCGAGCUCUUGCCUGCGGCUGCGGCAUCGGGUGACAUGGUGCGGCUGUUUAUGUCGGAUGCGCAGUUUCCGGAGCUGGCGAGGGCGCGGAGUGCGAUGGCGCGGCUGCGGCGCGAGUUGGACGAGGUGCAUCUCCCGACGGCACGGCGCGAGGUCGGCCUCCCAGCGCUGAGUUAUGUCUCUGUCUCGCAGGAGGACUACCUGCUCGAGGUUCCGGUCAAAGCCGUGGACCGGGUGCCGAUGGACUGGAGUCUAGUCUCGACGACGAAAAAGGUCAAGCGUUAUCGCCCGGCAGCAGUGUCGCGGGCGCACCAGCAGCUGCAGGUGGAGAGCGAGCUGGCAGAGGCGGCGGGCCGGGCGGCAUGGGCAGGGUGGCUGAAAGGCAUUGCCGACAUGUACUCUGAUCUCAAGGCGUACGUCGACGUAGCUGCGACGCUGGACGCACUGCAUUCUCUUGCGCUGCUGGCGCGUACACCGGGCUACACUGCGCCGCAGCUUGUCGAGGCCAACGCGGACGGAGCCGGGAUCCUGCGGGCGACAAAGGCUCGACAUCCUGUACUGGAGCAGGUGAUGGCGUCGUCUGGGGCUGGCGAGUACGUGGCCAACUCGAUUGGACUUGACGGGCCACGGACGGUGGUGCUGACCGGGCCGAACAUGGGCGGCAAGAGCUCGCUGGCGCGGUCUGUGGCGCUGCUGGCGGUGAUGGCGCAGAUGGGAUCGUACGUGCCCGCAACCGAGAUGGUGCUCACGCCGUUUGAUGCGGUGUACACACGAAUGGGCGCCUCGGACGCACUGUUCAAGGGCCACUCGACGUUCUUUGUCGAGCUGCUGGAGACUGCCAACGUGCUCGCCGAGGCGACGCCGCGGUCGCUUGUCAUUCUGGACGAGCUUGGGCGCGGAACGUCGACUCACGAUGGGGUGGCCAUUGCGGCGGCAGUGCUCCAUCACCUAGUGACGGUGACGCAGCCUGUCACGCUUUUCAUCACGCAUUAUCCGCAGAUGGCGGCGUUUGAGGCCCAGUUUGCGGAGCAGGUGGCCAACUACCACAUGUCGUUUAUGAAGUCGCGAGGCGGCGAGGGCGAGGGCGAGGGCGAGGACGAGCUUGUGUUCCUCUACCAGCUUGUUGCCGGCUGCGCCGACGACUCGUACGGGCUCAACGUGGCGCGGCUGGCAGGCAUUCCGGCGGACAUCCGCAAGCGGGCUGCGGCCAAGUCAGCCGAGCUCGCGCUGUGGGACUCGCUGAAGACCCGCGACUGGCUCGUCCGUAAGCUGGUCACCGGCGGGACCGGCGUCCGUAAGGUCGACAUCGUGCACGAGCUGGAGCACUGGUUCGGCAUGCGGCUGCAGCAGGCGCAAGCGGAGGCAAAGUAAAGAGCGCUACGAGUGGACA
Thecamonas trahens ATCC 50062 is the source of this 3106-nucleotide messenger RNA. Its product is annotated as DNA mismatch repair protein msh3. Bases 190 to 3087 code for a protein of 965 amino acids. Gene Ontology annotation, molecular function: mismatched DNA binding; ATP-dependent DNA damage sensor activity; ATP binding. The transcript has a single exon. Gene Ontology annotation, biological process: mismatch repair; mitotic recombination. Lineage: Eukaryota; Apusomonadida; Apusomonadidae. Gene Ontology annotation, cellular component: nucleus. The record is from RefSeq and is a predicted model, not a curated record.